AUGGUCGGCCCUGUGACUUACGAUGGCUUUGUUGACUAUAUGCGAUCGGUCGGCAAGGCAAAACACAAAAGGGUCGAUCGAGUUCUUUUCCAUGAUCCUCCACCCGACUACUGGACUGGUGCUCGACUAUAUCGACUUCAGGAAACGGUUCGGUACGUCAUCCUCGGACCAUGGGACUGGCGCGCAAUAGAACGAAUCUUGAUGAUCCAUAUUUUUACCGAUGACUGGCUGGACUCACUAAAUUGGGACGAGCAUCCUCUUCCUUCUAUCCUGGAGGAUGUUUGGGAUUACCAAUGGCACGACGAUCCCGAAGAUGGCCUUGGCUGGACUAGAUCGCUCCAGAGCUAUAUGGCUCGACACGGUCAUCCGGUUGACCAAUGGGAUGUCCCGAUCCGCGAAGGCGAUCCGAUCUCCGUGGUUCAAAUAGACGCCGCGGCGCGGUCAUUCGUUCACCAAUGGAUCGCUGGGUCUCGCCUCUUCACCGAGGAUCAAGAUACGACCGGUUCCUUUACUCCAAGUCGAGCCAUGUCUCCCGUCUCCUCCAGAUCGAAUAGUCCUGAGCCUUCAGAGAUGGACUUCAAAUCUCUGACCAAGCUGGGAAUCGAAGAAGCGGCUCUUCUUCCUCCAAACGGAGUCGAUCCCGACUCCAAUCCCGAGUUCUUAGGUGACGGAACUUUGUAUAAGGCCGAACUUCGCUGCGCAAAAUGCCUUAAGAGCCGAGGAAAAACCACAAUCCCGUGCUUCGUCCGGGAUGGACUGACUGCAUGUGCCGAAUGCAACCGCAAAAGAGUCGGUUGCAGCUUCGUUAAGGACCACCCGACUGCUAGUCGAUCGAGGACUAGAAAGAAUCUACCCAGAAGAAUCUCUCCUGAGAUCGGCUUGCCCGGGGACGAAGAGUUCGAGGAAUGGAGUGGGCUGGAAGAGGAACGAUCCGUCCAAGUCGAUCGAUCUUCCUCCGAGGAGAUUGAUGAAGACGUCAGAAUGACUGACGAAGAAUCGGACGAGAUCGAGGACAGUGAAGACAGCGAAGGGGAAGACGAAGAAGAAAAGGAGGAGGAGGAUGAAGAGGUCGAGGAGGAGGAGGACGAGGUCACCUGA
This is a messenger RNA of Rhodofomes roseus, 1098 nucleotides long. RefSeq lists its product as uncharacterized. The coding region runs from base 1 to 1098 and encodes 365 amino acids. The record is from RefSeq and is a predicted model, not a curated record. Lineage: Eukaryota; Fungi; Basidiomycota; Agaricomycetes; Polyporales; Fomitopsidaceae. The transcript has 6 exons.